AUGGGCCAUUUGUUUAUUAAUCAUGUUGAGGCACAGAUCAAGCCGGAUUUCGAUGUUAAUGUCAUUGAUAUAACCGGUGCUCAGAUGGUCUUGUGUAUGAAACUCAGUUCGUUUGGCUGGAAUGUGUACGAUGGCACGCUGUCAGAAUCUAGUCUGUCGGAAUUACAAAAAGACCGGGCAGUUCGAAAACACCCGUCAUUGAUUGAGUUUUUGUCAUACGCUUUUUUCUUCCCGUCUCUUAUGACAGGCCCGUCUUAUGACUAUAUGGAGUUUGCUCGCUGGAUGGAUCUGUCCAUGUUCGAUGUCAUUCAUAAGAAAGCUAGUGGUGAUACUAUUGUAAAGCGACGGAUCCCUCGUAGUGGUCGUGUGGCCACCAAGAAACUGGUGCAGGGAAUCCUGUGGAUCGUGCUAUGGACCCAGAUCACGAACUAUAUUUCUCUUGAGUACGCUCAAUCUGAUAAGUUCACUGUAGAAUUGCCAUUUAUUGUGCGUGCUUUCUAUCUGUACGCACUAGGUAUCACAUACAGACUGAAAUAUUACGGUGCUUGGACAAUUUCCGAGGGCGCGUGUAUUCUCAGUGGAUUAGGAUUCAACGGGAAAUAUACCAAUCCCAAGACCGGUAAGACCAAGUAUCUAUGGAACAGGGUGCAAAAUAUCGACCCUUGGGCCUUUGAAACGGGUCAGAAUACUCAUAUCCUGUUGGCAGCCUGGAACAUGAACACUAAUAAAUGGCUGAAAAACUAUGUGUAUCUCCGAGUGACUCCUAAGGGCCGUAAACCCGGGUUCAGAAGUACUUUAGCUACAUUUGUGACUUCUGCUCUGUGGCAUGGAACAAGACCGGGAUAUUAUCUGACAUUUGUCGGAGGUGCAUUUUUCCAGUCUGUAGGCAAACUUUUCAGACGAAACCUUCGUCCCAUCUUUGUAUCUGCUGACGGAGUCACUCCUGGUCCAUAUAAAGUGUAUUACGACAUUACCUGUUUUGUGGUGACACAGUUGGCAUUUGGAUACAUUGUCCAACCCUUCAUUAUCCUGGACCUGAAACCAUCAUUGGCCAUGUGGGCAUCUGUAUACUACUACGUCCACAUCGCAAUAGCAAUUUCAAUGUUCCUUUUCCUUGGACCUCCAAAGAAAUAUAUCACCAAAGCACUUAAGAAACUACAGCCAGUACCAUUAUCACACAGCGAACAAAUCAAGAUCGAUUCACUACGACUCAAACAAAUCAAGGCCGACCUCGACAUUCUCACAAGCCAGACGUCACUGGGAAUCCCCCAACCCGACAUUGACCACCUCGAUGACGAAAUCCAUGACGCCAUCCGCGAAAUGGACGAGCUCCGAGCCGACCUCAUCCAGCAACUCCAGGACUUCCGGGCCACCCACCCGGCUCACCGCUAA
This is a messenger RNA of Sugiyamaella lignohabitans, 1392 nucleotides long. It is a transcript of the gene ALE1, whose product is annotated as Ale1p. Gene Ontology annotation, molecular function: 1-acylglycerophosphocholine O-acyltransferase activity; 1-acylglycerol-3-phosphate O-acyltransferase activity. The record is from RefSeq and is a predicted model, not a curated record. Gene Ontology annotation, cellular component: membrane; endoplasmic reticulum. NCBI's taxonomy places the organism in Eukaryota, Fungi, Ascomycota, Dipodascomycetes, Dipodascales, Trichomonascaceae. The transcript has a single exon. Bases 1 to 1392 code for a protein of 463 amino acids. Gene Ontology annotation, biological process: lipid modification; glycerophospholipid biosynthetic process.